AUGGUUAUCUUACCAGGAAGAGAAAUACCUGCAGAGUUUGAACACCGAGCCACAGGAAAUUCAUUGACCAUUCGACUAGAUGGUAACAGUCCUAUUUCUGCUUUAUCUACUAUUAGGCUUUGCAUCGUGGUGUCACCUAACCAUCAAAUCAGCCAAUAUAGUAGAUAUACACCAAAGAUAUUGUGCCGUCGCAUAGGCAAACUCAAAUUUGAGGAGCAUUUCUCUCUAGGUCGUGUCUCCGAAUAUCGAACUGAACAUCAUGCUAUAUUGGACUCUGGCUCGUCAUUUAUCGAUCCCUCUGAAGUGAGCGGAGAGAUCAUGCUCGAAUUCAUCAUGAAAUCUCAUGGCUUUGAAAUUAUUGAGUGUGGUGCCUAUGUCUCGACCGAUGAUACAAAGGAAGGGAGCUAUGAAUCUAGAUUAGACCAAGUGUUCGAAGACAGCUAUGAUAGUAUCACUAAUGGGAGCUGUGAGUUUGAACACAGCCAAGCCUUUAAAGACGACACAAAUGGAGUAGUAAUAUGUGACGAGAUUCUCGAGGGCCAAGAACGUACAGAUUGUUGGAGGUGGCUCUUCCUCUGCUUUAGUUGUCUCCCAUUUUGUGAGAAACAUCAGUAG
Molecule: messenger RNA, 615 nt
Organism: Arabis nemorensis
Lineage: Eukaryota; Viridiplantae; Streptophyta; Magnoliopsida; Brassicales; Brassicaceae
Source: the annotation of a GenBank genome assembly